Messenger RNA from Aspergillus vadensis CBS 113365, 1540 nucleotides. RefSeq names its product ammonium transporter. Lineage: Eukaryota; Fungi; Ascomycota; Eurotiomycetes; Eurotiales; Aspergillaceae. The record is from RefSeq and is a predicted model, not a curated record. The coding region runs from base 1 to 1425 and encodes 474 amino acids. The transcript has 5 exons. Gene Ontology annotation, biological process: ammonium transmembrane transport. Gene Ontology annotation, molecular function: ammonium channel activity. Gene Ontology annotation, cellular component: plasma membrane.
AUGGCUGAACCAGUCUAUAAUUCCUCAACGCCGGAGGGCGGUGAUCCUACCCAGGUCGACGUGAACGCGCAAUACACCGGAUUUGAGUACAACUAUGUCUAUAUUACUACCUGCACAUUUAUUGUCUUCCUUAUUUUACCGGGGAUUGGGAUGCUCUACAGCGGCUUAUCACGGAGGAAAUCCGCGCUGGCUCUUCUCUUCCAAGCCUUCAUGGUUCUCGCAGUAUCUACAUUUCAAUGGCUGUUUUGGGGGUAUUCUCUUGCUUAUUCAAGAGAUGGCGGACCCUUUAUCGGUACACUGAAGAACUUUGGCUUAAUUGAUGUCUUGGUGGCGCCCUCACCCGGCUCCGCGGUCUUACCGGAGGUCGUUUUCUGUCUGUUUCAGCUCCUCUUUUGCGCAUGCACAGUGAUGAUUGUCGUUGGAGGUGCCUUUGAACGAGGUGGCAUUGUACCUUCAUUGAUCUUCAGCUUCUUCUGGGCAACCAUAGUCUACUGCCCGCUAGCCCGCUGGACAUGGAGCAGUAACGGAUGGCUCUACAAUCUGCCGGCCAUUGAUUUUGCGGGAGGCGGUCCCGUACACAUUGCUUCUGGGUGUACAGCUCUGGCCUAUGCGUUGGUUCUGGGAAAGCGUAGGGAUCACGGCGACCCUUCAAUUCGCAAACCGCACAAUACAACCCUGGUCUUCCUCGGGACCGUGAUGAUCUGGACUGGAUGGUUGGGAUUCAAUGGAGGUUCGAGUCUCAACGCCAGCAUGCGUGCCAUGGUUGCUGUUUUCAACACCAACACCGCCGGUUGCACAGGUAUUCUCGGAUGGGUUCUGGUCGACAUGAUCCGGUACAAAGGAAAGUUCACACUCGUUGGUGCUUGCGAAGGUGCGAUUGCUGGCUUGGUCGGGAUCACGCCAGCGGCUGGUUGUGUCUCGCUAUGGCUCGCAGCAUGCAUCGGUUUCAUCACCGCCAUUGUAUGCUCCUCCCUCAAGAAUGUGAACGAGUGGAUCAAUGUCGACGAGGGCAUGGAUGUGUUUAAGCUGCACGGUCUUGGUGGCAUGGUGGGAGCUUUCCUGACGGGACUUUUUGCAAGCGAAAAGAUCUCGGCCUUGGAUGGCAGCACGCUAUCACCAGGAGCGAUCGAUGGCAAUGGAGUCCAGGUUGGAAAGCAGUUGGCGGAGAUCUGCGCCAUCUCGUCGUAUUCCUUCGUCGUGUCCUACCUUAUGCUUCUCAUCCUAAAGUAUAUUCCUGGGAUGCAUUUGCGAGUGAGUGAUGAGGAUGAAAUGCUGGGACUGGAUCGGACUCAGUUCUUCGACGAACAGAUCGGAGAUUGGUCGAUGACGGUGCAUGGCUCGGCAAGUCCCACGCUGGUCGGGGUACCCAAAGUGUCGUCAACGAGCGUGACAGAGUGCCAGGAAAGAAAGGGGAGCGAUCUAUAGAAUAUGUAGAAGCUAUCUAUGUUGCUUUUGGGAUAGAUAAAUGAUAGAGUUCGGUCUGUAUGCAGGGAAAUGCAACUAUAGGACGGUCCGUUAACCCAAUUCGGCCUGCUGACGG